AUGGCCGCCGCUAAACCAGUCUACUUCGGCGCCUUCCUCGUCACUUCACAAGUCUUCUACCGCACGGCACACUCCUUCGCGCUUGUCAACCUGAAGCCGCUGCUGCCCGGACAUGUGCUCGUGUGUCCGAACAGGGUGGUGCCGCGGUUGAAGGAUCUUAGUACUGAGGAGGUAACAGACCUCUUCCUUACCGUCCAGAAGAUCGGAAAGGCCGUCGAGCGCAUCUACAAAGCCGACGCCCUCAACAUCGCGAUGCAGGACGGCGCUGCGGCGGGACAGUCUGUCCCACACGUACACACCCACAUAAUCCCACGCCAGUUCCAGGACCUCGAGAAGGAGGACCAGAUCUACACGAUGCUCGAAUCCGACGACGGCGACCUGCUGCGCAACUAUCUUGAAGCGCGGCACCCCAGCACGCUCGAGGGCAUGAAGGCUAUUCCGGCCCACCACGGGCCCGCGGCCGUGAUCGGCGAGGCGAACAGCAAGACCAUUAGUAGCAGUGGUGGACGGCCAAAAUUCCCCACGGUCAAUUUGGAAGGCGAGAGGAAGCCGCGGACUGAGGGGAUUAUGAGGGAGGAGGCGGAGUGGCUGGCAAAGUGCCUGAAGGAGCAGGAGGAGGAAGGACUGUGUUGA
Messenger RNA from Morchella sextelata, 633 nucleotides. RefSeq lists its product as uncharacterized. The transcript is spliced from 4 exons. Lineage: Eukaryota; Fungi; Ascomycota; Pezizomycetes; Pezizales; Morchellaceae. Gene Ontology annotation, molecular function: catalytic activity. The record is from RefSeq and is a predicted model, not a curated record. Bases 1 to 633 code for a protein of 210 amino acids.